AUGAUUUAUUCUUUAUUCAUUAUUUUACUUGCUGAAGUUUUUGUUGAUUCAUUUAAAUAUAUGUUAUUGAGACCAUUCAAAAUUCCUUCUCUUAAUAGCAUAACAACUUCUGAUAGAAGACUUGGAGUGCCUGUUGUUUUUCUCAGUGUUUUAUUUAUUUGUUUUGGAUUAAAAACAAUGUCAUUAUCUCACUUAACUUCUCUUUAUUCUUUCAUUACUUUUAAUACACUAUUUGUUAAACGCUCUGUUGACUAUUGCAUUGAGACUUGGCUUUUGUUGAAGUAA
This is a messenger RNA of Entamoeba dispar SAW760, 285 nucleotides long. RefSeq lists its product as uncharacterized. The coding region runs from base 1 to 285 and encodes 94 amino acids. Lineage: Eukaryota; Evosea; Mastigamoebida; Endamoebidae. The record is from RefSeq and is a predicted model, not a curated record. The transcript is spliced from 2 exons.